AUGAACAAUUCGGAGACAAGCACUGUGACUGCGUUUAUCCUCCUCAGCUUUCCUGGUGGUCAGGAGAUGCAAAGUUUCCUCUUCUUGUUGUUCUUUGGAAUGUACAUAUUUACCAUAAUGGGAAAUGGGGCCAUUAUCUGUGCUGUGAAGUUGGACAGACGACUGCAUACCCCAAUGUAUAUUCUCCUUGGGAAUUUUGCUUUCCUUGAAAUCUGCUAUAUUACCUCCACUGUGCCCACUAUGCUAGUCAAUUUCCUCUCAGAAACAAAAACCAUCUCGUUUGUUGGAUGUUUCCUCCAGUUCUAUUUUUUUACUUCUCUUGGUACAAUUGAAACAUUUUUCCUCUGUAUCAUGGCAUAUGAUCGGUACCUGGCUAUCUGCCGUCCACUGCACUACCCAACCAUCAUGACACCACAACUCUGCUUUAUCUUGAUAUCUCUUUGCUGGGUGUUUGGGUUCCUUACUUACCCUGUCUCCACUGUGCAGCUCUCUCAAUUGCCUUUCUGUGGGCCCAACAUCAUCAAUCACUUUGUGUGUGACAUAGACCCACUGAUAGCUCUGUCCUGUGCCCCAGCUCCUGUCAUUGAGAACGUCUUCUACAUCCUGAGCUCCCUGAUUCUCAUAUUCACUCUUCUGUACAUCCUGGGCUCCUACACCCUUUUGCUGAUAGCUGUGUUAAAAGUCCCUUCAGCAGCAGGCCGGCGGAAGGCCUUUUCCACCUGCGGAUCACACCUGACAGUGGUGUGCUUAUUCUUUGGGGCCCUCUUGGCAAUGUAUGUGAGUCCCACAGCUGAUAAUACAGCUAUAAUUCAGAAGAUUAUUACUUUGUUCUAUACUGUGGUCACUCCCUUCUUAAACCCCUUGAUUUACAGCUUACGAAACAAGGAGAUGAAGACUGCAUUGAAGAAAGUUCUGAGGAUAGAAUGA
Messenger RNA from Galeopterus variegatus (Sunda flying lemur), 927 nucleotides. Its product is annotated as olfactory receptor 11H6-like. The coding region runs from base 1 to 927 and encodes 308 amino acids. Gene Ontology annotation, cellular component: membrane. Gene Ontology annotation, molecular function: olfactory receptor activity; G protein-coupled receptor activity. The record is from RefSeq and is a predicted model, not a curated record. NCBI's taxonomy places the organism in Eukaryota, Metazoa, Chordata, Mammalia, Dermoptera, Cynocephalidae. Gene Ontology annotation, biological process: G protein-coupled receptor signaling pathway. The transcript has a single exon.